AUGAUCCCAGAUGACAUAUCUCAAAGUGAUCUCGAAGAAGCAUUGAGGCUGGUCCAAGGUGGGGAGGUUGGAUCGAUCAAAAACUCCUCCGACAAAAGCCCGGCUCGGUUGCUCCUCGACGAGGCUUACGGUCUACAGAACAUACUCAACCGUCCGGGUAGCGAUAAAGUAGAGCCUCGGUUAACUCGUGAGUGCUCAAGGUUUAUCUCGACGGUCGUGCAACUGUGUAAUGAUACUGAGGCGGGUUACAUCUGCCCGGAUGACUUCAAUAGAAAAGCCCCGGGCUACCAACAGAAGAUCCGCGAGCUGAGGGGUGAAGUUGAGCAGUAUGAGGCUAACAUGUCGGCCGCUAGGGAGAAUUCAAAGCCAGUUAACGGCGUCAUAAGACGAAUUGAUGAGGUCACCAAAUCAGCUUGUGAAGGAUCAGCGGUUGAGGCAACAGUGGUGGCUGGAGGAGUCCCUUCAUCAUGCACCAACCAGGCAGAGAUCGUCAAUCAGAAGCUCACUCGAAUGGGCAACGACUGCAGUCGAGCUAUUCUCGGUGGAUUCGCUCCCACUGAUUUGUGUACGGGAUCGGCGGUAGACGCUCUGGUUGAAGCCUUGCGGAGAAUCUCGGCGGAAGAGCUGAAGUCGUCACAUAUCUCUAAAGAACCUCUGAACACGUCCCAACCGGCUGUCGUCGAGCUCGACCUCAGAAGUUCUGGUAUAGCAGUCGAAGGCCUUCAGAAGCUCCUCCCCGUACUGGCAACUGAAUCCUUGUUGUCGUCAUUGGAAACGAUACGACUCGACUCUGAGCUCACUCAAGACCCUUCAGUGACCAUUCUCAUUAAGGGUUUCAUCAUGUUCAGGAAGGAAGUGCAAAUCGUUAACUCAUGUUAG
This is a messenger RNA of Perkinsus marinus ATCC 50983, 879 nucleotides long. RefSeq lists its product as hypothetical. The coding region runs from base 1 to 879 and encodes 292 amino acids. NCBI's taxonomy places the organism in Eukaryota, Perkinsozoa, Perkinsida, Perkinsidae. The transcript has 7 exons. The record is from RefSeq and is a predicted model, not a curated record.